GAGAGAGAGAGAGAGAGAGAGACUCGCACACUUACCCACGCUGAGGAAGACAGUCUGGGGUUGCUGCCACAUUCACACCAAACUACACACACACUCACAGAGACCGAAACCGCAACUUUUCUUUUAUCGGCAGCAUUCACAACACUGCUUCCACUGCUAAGAAACGAAAGAGAAAAAAAGAGAAAGAAAAAAAAAACUAAAGAAAACGGAAUAUGGAAAUAAUACUUAACUAGGAGGGAAUUAUUGAUAAUGUUCUAAGAAAGUACUCUAAACUAGAAAAAGCUUCUUUUUCGUGGGACUCUUCUUUCUUGGCAAGCGGGACAGAUGGUCUCGGAAAGAUUUUAUUUCUAGCCCACCUGAGUUGAAGCCCCGGGGUAUGUUUUGCUACAUCCACUGAGUUUCACUGUUGGUAGGGCUGGACGGGGUUAUUUCAUGGCAAACAAAGUGGACCAGGAACUAAGCCUGCCUGCUGUUAAGAACCCGAGAGAGGACUAUAGGGAGCUGAUAAAAGUUGCAAAUUUGAACUAUUGUGUCAGGAUCCAGAAACUCUGAUUCGUUUUGACAGUGACUAGGGGAAAUGGACAGCCAGCGCAUGACAUUUUGUAGGGAGAGCAGGCUGAAUUCAGACAAAGAUGCUACGGUUGGGAAGAUCUGUAAUUUAAACAGUUAAAUGAGUUAACAAAUGGAAGAAGCAGCUUGUGCAUUCAAACACAGCCUCCAGCCCACUGUAACAUCCAGAGGCUCUCCUGUGGACCGAGACACCACUUACUGACCAAACUCGGCCCAGAAGAUGACCGAGAUGGACUACAAAUACACUUUACUCAGCUCGGAUUCAGAGGACUGCCAGAAGAGGCCUUUCUUGUUCCAUGUGGAUAACAACAACCAGAUGAAUUUGUUUGCAGUUCUAGAAGUCAGGAGGGAUAACUAUCGAAGAUGGGGUGGGCUGUCUUGUUUCAGGAAAGCAAAAGUGUACAGCAUUGGGUUGGGGCUGACUGUGAUGUCUCUGGUGAUGGCUUCAUACAUACUCACUGGAGACAAGAAGGGUCUCUUGAUUACCCCUUCGCCAUACCAAUAUAGCACCUUAAAUAACCCAGGCUUAUUGAACAGUCACGAGACUGACUUGUCCUUCCCUUUCAAUCUGUCAACUGUAAGGGAUUCCACCAACAUGAAAUUAGUUAUAAAAACUAUAACAUCAAACAUAGAGUUUAGCACCAGGCAGCUGCCGGAUUUAAAGGACCUUAUAAAAUAUGAGCAACAUAUGUUUUCAGUCAUUCCAUCCACAUUCCUUCCAAAUGUUAAAAACCCAUGUUGGUAUGAAGAAUACACAGGGAAUAGCACUGCUGAUCCUUAUGGGACCAACUUAUAUGCACUUUAUUCAAAGCGUUUUCGAACAGUGUUUGAUUAUCUGAGAAAUGCUUUCCGGGAACACUUGUACCGUCAAGGAAACAAGUACUAUCGCUUUCGCUGUCUGCCAUACUUCUACAUUAUAGGGCAACCGAAAUGUGGAACCACAGACCUUUACGACAGGCUGAGAUUGCAUCCGGACGUUAGGUUUACCACUUUCAAAGAGCCACAUUGGUGGACCAGGAAACGGUUUGGUAUAAUUCGCUUGAGCGAGGGGUUCCAUGACAGGUACCCAGUGGAGGACUACCUGGAUCUGUUUGAUCUAGCAGCCUACCAGAUUCAGGAUCGCUCACAGCUCAAUGCAUCCAGAAGCCAGCACAAACGCAACAUCAUCAUUGGCGAGGCAAGUGCUUCUACAUUGUGGGAUAACAAUGCGUGGGCCUAUUUCUAUGAAAAUGCAACUGCCAAAGGGGAACCACCAUUUUUAAUCCAGGACUUUAUUCACGCUGUUCAGCCAAAUGCCAAGUUUAUAAUCAUGCUGAGAGACCCUGUGGAGAGGCUGUACUCGGAUUACCUUUACUUUGGGAUCGCCAACAAAUCGGCAGAUGAUUUCCAUGAGAAAGUGUCCGAGUCCCUGCAGCUGUUUGAAAGCUGCAUCUUGGAAUACUCAAUGAAAUCCUGUGUGUACAACACCACCCUCAACAACGCCAUGCCUGUGAGAUUGCAAGUUGGACUUUACAUUGUUUAUAUAUUGGACUGGCUGACCGUUUUUGACAGAAACCAAAUGUUAGUGCUUCGUCUGGAAGAUCAUGCCACCAAUUGUAAAUACACUAUGCACAAAGUAUUUGACUUUCUCAGCUUAGGGCCUCUGACCGAGCAAAAGGAGGCGGAAAUUACAAAAAGCCCAGCGUCAAAUACCAGAAGACAAGCGGACAAAAACCUGGGGCCAAUGUUACCUGUGACUAGGGAGAUUCUCAGAGACUUCUACACUCCUUUCAAUGCCAAACUCGCUCAAGAGUUUAAGAAUGACUCUUUCCUCUGGGAAAAAAAAUCAAAGUUCAUGUAAAAACAGUCUGUACAGAAAGCAAAUACCGAUCAUUUAAACAAAAACACAAAUUCUAAAAUCAUUAGUUUUGCGAUUUUAUUUGUUUUGUUUAUAACAUAACCCCAACCCAAACUGUGCUACAGGGAAUUGUUUGACUAUUAUUUCAGUUCUCUAAGUUGUACAGAAAUAAAGGCACAUGAGACUUAUCUGGGUUCAUUUACUGGAUCUGCCAUAUUUCAUAUAGCAAGUGAAGUUAAACCAGUUUUCUUUUUCUUUUUUUUUUUUUUUU
Molecule: messenger RNA, 2678 nt
Organism: Acipenser ruthenus (sterlet)
Lineage: Eukaryota; Metazoa; Chordata; Actinopteri; Acipenseriformes; Acipenseridae
Product: carbohydrate sulfotransferase 15-like
Exons: 11
Coding region: 791-2410 (539 amino acids)
Biological process (GO): hexose biosynthetic process
Molecular function (GO): N-acetylgalactosamine 4-sulfate 6-O-sulfotransferase activity
Source: RefSeq, a predicted model, not a curated record